Molecule: messenger RNA, 2386 nt
Organism: Bolinopsis microptera
Lineage: Eukaryota; Metazoa; Ctenophora; Tentaculata; Lobata; Bolinopsidae
Product: copine-1-like
Exons: 11
Coding region: 1-1350 (449 amino acids)
Biological process (GO): cellular response to calcium ion
Cellular component (GO): plasma membrane
Molecular function (GO): calcium-dependent phospholipid binding
Source: RefSeq, a predicted model, not a curated record
AUGGACGUACUCAGCAAAAGUGACCCUCAGAUAGUCCUGUACAUGAAGAAUCAUGAGGAUAUCUGGAAAGAGACGGGACGGACUGAUAAAGUUUCCAACGACUGUAACCCCGUGUUUGCGCAGCCUAUUCAGAUUUCUUACAAAUUUGAAGAGAGACAAGACAUCAGGAUCAGAGUGUUUGACUUGGACGACCCUGGUCAGAGUAUAGGUAUGGCAGACUUCUUGGGGGAGCUGGAAAUACCAGUCGGCCAGAUUGUAGCUGUCAGAUCACUAACAAAGCCCCUGGAUCACCCGAGAUUUCAAGAAUGUGGCACAAUCACCAUUACCGCUACCGAAUUCUCCUGCUAUGAUCACGACGAUGACGGUUCUCAUGACUUCAUUGGUUACUUCAUAACAACACUAGCUCAACUACGAGACCGAGCUAAUGCUUCAACCACCGUCUUCGAUCUUAUCAACCCUAAGAAAUUAAAAACGAAGAAAGAUUACAGUAACUCAGGUCAAGUAAAGAUGGCAGAGUGCAGGGUGGAGAAGACUUAUUCUUUCCUUGAUUACAUCAUGGGUGGACUGCAACUCAACUGCACUGUAGCAAUAGAUUUCACAGGCAGUAACGGGGACCCCCAAACUCCCCGGUCUCUACACUACAUAGGAGCCCCUGAGGGUAACCAUUAUCAGCAGACCUGGCAGGCUAUUGGUCAGAUCAUUCAGGAUUACGACGCGGACAAGUUGUUCCCAGCAUUCGGCUUUGGAGCAGCACUUCCGCCUCACGGUCAAGUAUCGUUCGAGUUCGCUCUCAAUGGAAAUGCUGAUAAUCCACUGUGCGCUGGAGUGCCAGGAGUGAUGGAAUCAUACAAAUCAUCUCUUCUGACUGUGGGACUAUCAGGACCCACCAACUGUGCACCAAUGAUGCGGAAUGUUUCCAGACUUGCUAUCAUUGCCGCUCAGUCACGGACUGCUCAGCACUAUUACGUACUCCUGAUUUUAACUGACGGCCAGUUUACUGACAUAUACGACUGUAUCGGAGCGAUUGUGGAAGCAUCCGAUUAUCCGAUGAGUAUCAUUAUAAUUGGAGUAGGGAAUGCUAACUUCGAGGAUAUGGAAAGGCUUGAUGCGGACAAGAAGGCCCUUCAGUUCAACGGGAGGAAAGCGUCCAGAGAUAUUGUCCAGUUUGUUCCCUUCAAAAAAUACGCCGGAAACUCGGGAGCGUUGCCGGGAGCAGUGUUAGCAGAGCUACCCAGACAAGUGGAGGAGUAUUAUAGGAAGAGACGGAUAACACCCCUCUCCAAACUUGAUGAAGAGAGCGAGGAAGAAGACUCGUGUCCGAGUGAUAGUGAGUCUGAGUACUCCUACUGAAUGUGAACUGUUUUAGUGUUUUAGUGUUUUAGUGUUGCAAUGUUGUAGUGUUGCAAUGUUGUAGUGUUGCAAUGUUGUAGUGUUGCAAUGUUGUAGUGUUGCAAUGUUGUAGUGUUGCAAUGUUGUAGUGUUGCAAUGUUGUAGUGUUGCAAUGUUGUAGUGUUGCAAUGUUGUAGUGUUGCAAUGUUGUAGUGUUGCAAUGUUGUAGUGUUGCAAUGUUGUAGUGUUGCAAUGUUGUAGUGUUGCAAUGUUGUAUAGUGUUGCAAGUUUUAGUGUUGCAAUGUUGUAGCAUUGCAAUGUUGUAGUGUUGCAAUGUUGUAGUGUUGUAAUGUUUUAGACUGAUUUUAUGAUAACUGGAGAGUGAAGCUGUUUGAAUUACCUUUUCUCAAUCUCAACUCUAACUGGACAUGCCGCCAUAUCAAUGAGCACUGAGCUGUAGGCACCGGUAGCAAUCCCAACUUUCCAUUAUGCCAUUUUAACAGGUAGUUGUUAUUACUCAUUCUCUAAGUGUAUGCAUUAUUUUAACCUUGAGACAAGUUAGGUUUCUUUCUGAUAACUUAUAUCGGUUGUCAAGCAAUUAUUAUUUGUUCUUUUUAGGUCAUUUUAGUUUAUUUCAGUUUUUUUUUGACUUAUUUGUUUCUUUUGUUUUAGAUUAUAUGUCAUCUGUAAAUGUAUUAUCAUUAACAAUUAGAAUUUGUUUUGUUAAUUUUCUGAUGUAUAUUUGUGUAGUUAUUAGCUGAAUAUUGACUUAAUUAUUUAAAUGUUAAACUUAUGUACUCAGGAUCUUAACGUUUCAGUUUUAACGAUUUAUUUUAUUUAAAAUGUUAUUUGUUUAUUUGAGAUGUUAUUUAUUCUUUGCAUGGUAUUUUUAAUUGAGGGAGAUUACAUAUUUGUUACCCGCCAGAUAUUGUUUUGAAGUUUCAGGUUCUUUUCAGUUUGAGCUCUUUUAAAAUAAGUUAUCAGAUGUUUUCUUCAUGUAUUUAUUUUUGUCAGAAUAGCUUAUUAUGCAGUUUUAAACUUUACUUUUACCGAAUUC